AUGGUGUCCAAACCUGAUGCUCAAACUCCUUCCUCCAAACCCGACAACAGGGCCUCAAGAACACGAGUAACACAGACACAAGGAUGGAUCGCGGCUGUAAUUGCACUAGGCUUUUCUGCUCUGGUGUUGUUCAGCAGCACAGGAGAUGCAUCGUAUACUAUCUGUUCUAAAGCGAAGAACAUAUAUACAGUGGAUGAACGCAACCCUAGAGUCGAGUGCAUUUCUGUGCGAGGAACGGAGAUAGUAAAGGUCGGGGAGUAUGGUCAAUCAUGGAGCCAGACAUACCUUGCAGGGGUCACGUCACUGUUGCCGAGCUGGCUAGCAAAGUAUUCAAGAGUUUCCGGAAGAGUUAUUCAGCUCGAUGACUCUUCUGUCUUAGUUCCAGGACUGGCAGAUGCGCACGCCCACAUCAUUGAAAAUGGGUACAUGAGGCAAUUACCCUUGAUGGGAUCUCAGUCAGUCCAAGAGGUCAUCGAGCGUAUAAAAGCAUAUAUCCUUGCUCAUCCCGAAGUGAUGAACGACAAGUCGCGAUGGAUCGAAGGAAUGGGUUGGGAUCAGACGAAGUGGCCUGGUUCUCAAUUCCCCACUGCAUCCGACCUAGAUAAAGAUCCGCUUCUGAAGGGUCGUCUUAUAUCAUUGACUCGUGUUGAUGGACACGCCCGUUGGGUUUCACUGUCUGUCCUGGACCUUAUGCCAAAUUUACCGGAGAAAGUAGGCGGAGGCUUGAUAGUACGUGAUGAACACGGCAAACCAACAGGUAUCUUUGUCGACCAUGCAAUGAGCUUGAUCCCUACGCCGCCAUGGAGUGAUGCCCAGCUCACGGAUUUCUUCGACAUGACGAUAAAAGAAGCACUUUCGUAUGGUCUAACCUCUAUACACGACGCUGGGUCAUCUCCCCAUCAAAUCGAGUUUUUCAAAAAGCGCGCAGAAGCUGGGACGUUGCCUAACAGGCUUUAUGUCAUGGGUAAAGUUGACUCUGAAGAGUACUGGGGAAACCAAAUUCCACGACUACAUGAUUACGGAAUGCAUGGGCGACUUAACAUUCAGGGUAUCAAGAUCGUUGCUGACGGCGCUCUGGGGUCGUGGGGGGCAGCGCUACUCGAACCAUACUCUGAUAAACCCGACAUGCGUGGUCUACUGCUUAGCAGCCCCGAAACGCUCAGAAAACUCGUUCAUCAGUUCUGGAAGGACGGAUGGCAGACUAACAUACAUUGCAUCGGAGAUAGAGCCAACCACGAAGUCCUGAACAUCUUCGAAGACAUUCUUGAGAAACGGGGUGGGAAUGUGACUGAAUGGCGUCCGAGGAUCGAACAUGCACAGAUAUUUACUCCCGGAGACCUUAAGCGUAUGAAACAGCUAGGAGUGAUUGCAAGUGUGCAACCGACACACGCAACAUCAGACAUGUGGUACGCCGAGACGCGUGUGGGUCCAGAUAGGAUCAAAGGCGCGUACGCCUACCAGACCUUGCUAAAGGCGUCUCCAAAUGGCGUUCUUCCCUUGGGCUCCGAUUUCCCCAUCGAAGGCGUAAACCCGCUCCUUGGGUUCUAUGCCGCAGUAACCCGGCUAUCCGUAGAUGGGACUUCCCCCCACGGCUCCGGAGGAUGGUUUACGGAUGAACUUCUGACUCGGGAACAGGCGCUUAAAGGAAUGACUCUUGACGCUGCAUACGCCGCUUUUGCGGAAGAGACGCUGGGGUCUCUUACUCCUGGGAAGAAAGCCGACUUUGUAGUGUUCGAUAAGAAUAUCAUGCAGGUUCCCGUAGGCGAUAUCUUAAAGGCGAAGGUGCUUGCGACUGUGGUGGAUGGCGAGGUUAUGUACGGCACAUUGUAA
Psilocybe cubensis is the source of this 1830-nucleotide messenger RNA. RefSeq lists its product as uncharacterized. The transcript is spliced from 14 exons. Gene Ontology annotation, molecular function: hydrolase activity, acting on carbon-nitrogen (but not peptide) bonds. Bases 1 to 1830 code for a protein of 609 amino acids. NCBI's taxonomy places the organism in Eukaryota, Fungi, Basidiomycota, Agaricomycetes, Agaricales, Agrocybaceae. The record is from RefSeq and is a predicted model, not a curated record.